Penicillium odoratum is the source of this 1545-nucleotide messenger RNA. RefSeq names its product SAM complex subunit SAM50 (gene sam50). Gene Ontology annotation, biological process: protein insertion into mitochondrial outer membrane. NCBI's taxonomy places the organism in Eukaryota, Fungi, Ascomycota, Eurotiomycetes, Eurotiales, Aspergillaceae. The transcript has 4 exons. Gene Ontology annotation, cellular component: SAM complex; outer membrane. The record is from RefSeq and is a predicted model, not a curated record. Bases 1 to 1545 code for a protein of 514 amino acids.
AUGUCCUCCCCUUUAUCUGCCGGAGAUGAUGAUAUCUUCGAGCGCUUGCAGCAGCGCAAGGACCCUCAGGUCCUGGAAGAACAGCAGCAGGCCGUGAAUGAGCGGAUGCAGGCAAUUCUUCAAAAGGCCCAAUCUCGCCUUGGGGAACUGCUCGACCAAAACUCUACCCUUCCUUGUCAAAUCUCUUCGGUCCAGUUUCAAAGUGCUCCCCACACUCGUCGAAGCUUCCUUGAGCACAUCGUCAACCCGCUUCUCGGUGCGAAUCGUGACCAUCCCUACACUCUAUCCGAGGCUUUGCGGGAAGUCUCGGCUGCGGCAGACAAACUUGGACGGUUCGAUAUAUUCCAGCAGCCUAUCUCCGUUCACCUGGACGAGUCCACAAGAGAUCCCACCACCGGACUGCGCACUAUCGAUAUUAUCCUCGCUACCCGGGAGAAAUCUCGAGUACUCUUGAAGACGGGAACCGACCUUGGAAAUGCGGAGGGCUCUGCUUACGGUAACCUCCUAUGGCGUAAUGUCUUUGGAGGCGCUGAGACUUUCAACCUGAACGCCUCGUUGGGUACGCGCACACGCUCUGCCUACCAGGCUGCGUUUGAGACACCACUUUUCUGUAACCCCGAUUUCCGCUUGGAAGUUGGCGGUAUCGCAAGCUCUACCCAGAAGUCCUGGGCCAGCCAUGAGGAGGUUCUCAAGGGUGGCUGGAGCAAGCUUCGAUGGCUCUCCACAUCCGGCGAUCGUCAUGAAUUAGGCUACAACGGAGUGUGGAGACAGGUUACCGGCCUUGCGGAGAAUGCUUCCCCGACUGUCCGAGCCGAUGCUGGAGAUAGCGUGAAGAGCAGCAUCUUCCACAGCUGGGUUAGUGAUCAGCGCGACAACCCCAUGUUGCCUUCUCGCGGCUACUACGCCAAGAUUUUCAAUGAAAUUGCUGGGUGGGGCCCAUUGAAGGGAGAUGUAUCAUUUUGGAAGUCGGAAAUUGAGACUCAGGGAAGUGUCCCAAUCCCUAUUCCGGGUAUUAAGGGAGACAGUGGUAUUAGCCUUACCACUGGCUUCCGCGCAGGUCUCCUUUACCCCUUGGGACAGGGCUCAAACUCGCCCCAGCUUUCUCGUGUCAAUGAUCGCUUCCAGCUUGGUGGACCCACGGACGUUCGUGGAUUCCGUCUCUGCGGCCUGGGUCCUCGUGAUGGACCUGAUGCUCUUGGUGGUGACGUGUAUGCUGCUGGAAGUGCAAACUUGCUCUUCCCUCUCCCCAGAGUUGGAGCCGAGAAGCCGCUGCGAUUGCAAGCCUUCUUGAACGGUGGCCGCCUGUUGCCGCUGCGCACAUCGCAGAAAACCGCACCCUCAAACAGUGGAGAGGUGCAGGAUGCCAUGAUCUCAACUAUCUCUGACCUGCAGAAUGGUCUGCCCAGCAUUUCCGCUGGUGUUGGUAUUGUGUACGCCCUUCCUGUGGCGCGGUUCGAGCUUAAUUUCUCUCUGCCUCUCGUCCUUCGCAAGGGCGAGGAGGGCCGUAAGGGCCUGCAGUUGGGAAUUGGCAUCAACUUCCUGUAG